UGAUGCUCAGUGUCAGGCUGUGGAUGAGAGCGGCUGGAUGUGACGUGCUGCAGAAUGCUGCAGAUUAUCCCCAGGGUUCCCCACACUGACUGCAGAGCCCCCGGAGCAGCCCCCCACACCCGUCCCCGGGGAAUGACCCCCAUGUAAGGCAGAACCGGAGGGACCACCGAGCAGCUUCUCCUCACCCGCAGUAUGACAGCCAUGAAGGAGCAGCCAGCCAUCAGCAGGGCCAACCCCCCCCAGGAGCAGGAGAUGGCAAGCAGCAGCCCCACGCAGAAGAACUGGAAGGGCAUCGCCAUUGCACUGCUGGUCAUUCUGGUCGUCUGCUCCUUGAUCACCAUGUCCGUAAUCCUGCUUACUCCAGAUGAAAUGGCGAACGCUCCAGAGAAGAUCCUGAAACUUGACGACCUCUUCAGGAAGGAGUUUUCUAUUCACAAUCCUGAGCCCAGGUGGAUUAAUGACUAUGUUAAGGCUGCCAUACUUAUAACUGCGUAG
Bufo gargarizans (Asiatic toad) is the source of this 495-nucleotide messenger RNA. RefSeq names its product inactive dipeptidyl peptidase 10-like. Lineage: Eukaryota; Metazoa; Chordata; Amphibia; Anura; Bufonidae. The transcript has 4 exons. The record is from RefSeq and is a predicted model, not a curated record. The coding region runs from base 193 to 495 and encodes 100 amino acids.